Messenger RNA from Polychytrium aggregatum, 2722 nucleotides. RefSeq lists its product as uncharacterized. Lineage: Eukaryota; Fungi; Chytridiomycota; Chytridiomycetes; Polychytriales. Gene Ontology annotation, biological process: intracellular protein localization; intracellular transport; cilium assembly. Bases 98 to 2410 code for a protein of 770 amino acids. The record is from RefSeq and is a predicted model, not a curated record. Gene Ontology annotation, molecular function: protein binding. The transcript has 14 exons. Gene Ontology annotation, cellular component: membrane; BBSome; ciliary basal body.
GGCCAGCAAUCGGCCAAGGCAUCUCAUUCCAUAUUGCUCAGACUGAUUCCGCAUCUGAUCAGGAGCACCCGAUCUCGGAUCUGUUUGCUGCAGCAUCAUGGCAGCUGCGUCUCCACAAUACAGCAUCUUGCUGGUGGACUAUACCAGCACACGAUCGACCAGGACCAGGACCCUGGUUGUGUUCUCCAGUUCCGCAACCGCUGCCGCCAGGGUCGUUAUCGGCGACUCGGCUGGCUGCUUGAGGUCGUUUUCAUGGGAAGGCGGUCGACUCGAGCCCAGAUGGACAUUCCAGGCUAAUGCACCCAUUGAAAGCGUUCAAAGACAUACGGAGUCCUCCAAGGUCUGCAUCUUGGUACGAUCGGCAAUCAUCGUUCUCGGCCUCGAGAGCGGCGAGUUCGUGGAGACCAUCGAAACCCAUAUGGCUGAGGCUGUAUUGCAUCUGGCGUGCGCAAAGGGACCCGGCAUCUACCACAUCGCUGGCGAUCACUACCACGAAAUCAUCGACAGCAGCCGAUCCAUUCAUCACAAACCCUAUGGCGAUCGAAUACUCGACAUGCUGCUGCUUGACCUCGGGGACGCUGAGGCGCUGGCCAUCGCAUUCGAAAACAAGCUCGUCCAAGUCAUGCAGGGCCAAAGCUUGCUUGAUGUAUAUCUGGAGCACACUGCGACGUGCCUGGCCGAGUUGCGGCAUAGGGACCAUGCAAAGUUCCCCGGAAGGUUCAUUGUCGCUGGAACAGCCGCUGGAACGAUUCACUGUGUUCACUUCACUCCGGAAGCCUAUCACCAGCUGUGGAUCAUCAAGAGCAGCGAGGCUGUCAGCGUUCUCACGCUGGCCGAUCCAACGCACGAAGGAAGCGACAGCGUCCUGGCCAUUGGAUAUGCAAAUGGACUGGUGCAGUGCUACUCCUUGGCGCUGCCUGAUCCCGUCCUCCUCUUUGCCACGUCACUUGGCGAAUCGGUGACAAACUUGGCUAUCCAAGAAGGCAACUGCUUCCUGCCUCGGCUGUUGGCAACCACCUUCACGGGUCGUAUUGUUGGAAUAUCUUGUCAGAAUGCGCCUGGAUCAGGAGCGGAUGCCAAAGACCAAGUCACCUCACAGGCUGUUUCAGCGCUGCAAGGCUUAAUAGCAACGAUCGACUUUGGUGAUCUCGUCGCCAGUGACGGUAGUGGCGGCUUGCACAACCAGUCCCUCGCUCCCAACACUUCCCUCUCGGGCUCAGUGCUCUCGACCCAGACAAACGUUCUCGGGGUGCCGACGACGACAUUCCAUUUGACCGCAGAGACCCGCUCGGUGCCGCUUGUAGAGGCGCUGAAUGGAGCACCUGCCGACGGAGAUGCAUCGGCAGUGCCUACUGAACCCUCGGAUGCAAAGAAGGACACCAACACCAUGUUGAUCUUUGAUUGCCAAGAGUCGCUCUACACGCUCUCGAUCGAAGUGAGCGCCUCUUUUGCGACGCUCGUCAUUCUCCGUGCCGACUUUGAGCUCACCGUUGCCGAUGAAGCAGAGGAUACGAACGCGCUGUCGAUAUCUCCGAUUGAUAAAGAGAAUCGGGACCAGGGAAAUCUGUUUCUAGCCACCUACAGGCCACCCACCAAGACCCGCCGCCUUGUUUUCAAGGUCAUGCCAACCGAAAACUCGCACGGCGUCCUUUCCCUCUACGUCGCUAUGGAGAACAGCAAGUGCCGUCGCUUUGCAUUUACCUUCAAGCCCAUGUCGCUGCAUGAACGAAUCAGUUCCAUUCCGGGAGAUGAGAGGAGUGUAAGCUUCCUCUCGAUGAGCAGCGAACUGUCCUUGAGCGAGCUCAACUCAUGGCUUUCCCUGUGUUUCAACGGAAUCCCAGAAAGACCGAUUCAGGCACACACAGACGAGGUGCACUACUACUUCCGAUGCAGCUAUCUCCCAUCGUUUGUGACGCUUGUGCUUCGGAAGGGCUUGCUGUCCGUCUUUAGCGAGUCGGCUCUGUCGCUCCAGGUCGUCAAGCAGUUCCUUAUCUCCGAAGCCGAGAGGCGGGUCCAGCCUGUUAGCUUCCAGUGCGAACUGAAUCCGGACGCCACUUUGACGGUCGUGAGACACCUCUAUCAGUCCAUCUUUGAGUGCAUAUGCGCUUUGCGCCAGGCCAUGAUCCUCGAGGCCAUCAAGGAGCUCGAGAUCCAGGAGGGGCAGUCGCUCGACUUGAGGCAGCAACUUGGGGUAUCGGGGCCUGUCAACCCGAUGGCACAGGCAAAAAUCGAUUCCAAGAUCAGUGUUGCUGUGGACGUAUUCCGAGCAGUCAUGUCGCUGCGCGGCGUCCGCAUCAGCCAGCAAGACAGGCAGCUGAGCGACUACCUGCAUGAGAUGAUUGAGCAGUCCAGAAACACCGCUCGUACCUCGGCAUUCACUCUCGAUCGUCUGAUGGAUUGGUUCCGAUAGCGGCGACGCUGCUGGCCGUCAAUAGUGUGAAUGUGCCAGUCCGUGACUCGGUUCAGCGCCUAUAUAUGCAUGCAACAGCUUCGAUAGUGAGCCUGGGACAGCUUCACACUCGAUGCAACAAACAGGACACCCAGUUUCUUGGUCAAAUGGCUCUGUUGGACACAGAUUUUCAAAAAAAAUGCCACGUUUGAUUGAAAGGUGGUGUGUCCGGUUUGUUUUCGAACAUGGGGCAUGUCCCUGAGAAAGGCGGGUGGAAUUCGUCGAAUAUCCCACUCCCGCCCGGUGAUGCUCAAACAUGGACUACGAUUGGUG